AGAGAGUAUUAUUUAUCUCCAAGGUCAUUCGCAGAAAACCAAUCAGAUAGCCAAACAAUGAAAACUAGAGCUUUUACUAGAAAAAUAAUCUUAUUAGGCAGAAAAUUCGCAAAGAAAUCAUUGAAGACAUUUAGGUAAAAGUAACAAAGAGAACAACAAAACGGCGAAAAAGAAAAAAACAGCAUAAAAAGCAAUACACUUCAACAUGUUGGAAUUAAAAUUGAUGCGUCGAUUUACAGAACCCAUUCAUCACUUUCAUGAAUCAAAGACAAAUAAAAACCAACCAAUAGCAUAUAACAUAACCUUUAAUAAAAAUGAACAAACUCGUAUACUCGCCAUGCCUGUCAGUCUAUAUCGUAGGAAAUAUCUUCAAAAAUGUCAUCAAUGGAUAAAGGAUACUACAAGUACUCCUAUUCUUAACGAUGAGGAUACUAUUUAUGUCAAUACAAAUAAACGAAUAAGUAGUUAUGAUGAUGAGAAUAACGAAGAUUUAACAGUGCAAGAUGCAAUACAAUCAGAGAUAGGAGAUAUCAAUAACGCUACUACUACUACUACUACUAUUUCUAAUAAUAAUGCUGACAAUAACGAUGAUCAUUGUAACGAUUAUCAUCCGGCAAAAUAUUAUUUCCUUAAAACGAAUCAUCAAAUUGAGUUAAUUCACCCAAUCAACAAUUCAACGAAUUUCUUCUUCACACUAGCUAAUCAAAUUCAAGAUGAAUAUCGUUGUCAUGACCACGGGGAAGAUAAACACUUUACACAAAUAUGGACACAUAGAGAGAAACCAAUAGACCAAAAAAAAGUUAUCAGUAAUGCACUGAAAGAAACAUUGAAACGAAGAAAAACUAAAAAAGAAAUGGAAUUCAAUCAGUUGAAAAACACUCAAAUAACGCAGAAUACAGCAUUCAACUCUGUAUCAAAUUUCUUGCUUCAUUGUGUUACAAUUGAUGAAUGUCCAUUAACCGAACAACUCGAUUCAUCAAAUAGCUAUUCAUCAUAUUCUCCGUGCAAUCAACAAACAGACGAUAUGCAAACUACUGAGGGAACAAUAACAAUUAGUGAAGUAGACAAAACUGAUACUACUUAUGAGUACAUGAAAAGAGGUAAAAGAAAAAAGUCCAACAUCUUUGUAAAUCUUGGACCAAUACCUAAAGAAAUUAAUCGAAGUAAUUUUUAUAAGCAUAGGAAAUAUGUUAAUCAACCCUUCAAGCUGAUGAUGAGUACUCAUAAAAAACGGCCUGAUCCAUUUAUUUAAUAAUAGAAGUGACACAGAGAAAUAACUAUUGUGCUUAUUGUGUAACCGCCAAAGAAUUAAAAAUUACACGUCAUCACACUCGUAUGUAUAUAUACAUAUAUAUAUAUAUA
This is a messenger RNA of Trichobilharzia szidati, 1362 nucleotides long. The record is from the annotation of a GenBank genome assembly. NCBI's taxonomy places the organism in Eukaryota, Metazoa, Platyhelminthes, Trematoda, Strigeidida, Schistosomatidae.